Trichoderma asperellum CBS 433.97 is the source of this 960-nucleotide messenger RNA. Lineage: Eukaryota; Fungi; Ascomycota; Sordariomycetes; Hypocreales; Hypocreaceae. The record is from RefSeq and is a predicted model, not a curated record.
AUGGGUGACGCUGUGAUCAACGGUACCUCCCGAAUGGGACUGACUCUUCAAGGUUACGAUCAAGCCAUUGCUCUUUCGCAAACCAACAUCAACCAAACCCUAAAGAGGUAUUCCACGAUUGAUGAGGCCGCUAUGGCUAACUUUAAGGCCGUCCUCGGUCCUGAAACCGAUCCCGACUACACAUCGGAACUAUUGAGCCGCCAACUAUUGAGCUCAUUGAUGCUGACAAGGCCGACCAGGCAAUCUACACCAUCAAGUUCAAAACAAAACUCAAAGUACACUUAUUGGGGCGUCGAUCCGAGCAACAGGCGAGGCUUACCCAAAAGUUUGAAUAGUCAGCCGAAGGUUCGACGCUGGUCUUCUUUGUCAACUUCGGGCUGCAAUGGUGCGAGCAACCGCCGAUCUGAUCGAUUUCAACUGGAUCCAGUCAAAAUUUCCCGGCCUCGACGAUCCGACUGCACAGCUCAAUACCAAGACAAAGAUGCCGGACUUUAUCAACCAGUGGCUUAUGUAGCUAAAGUCUGCCGCACCCGGCAAGUCGCACAAUGUGCUUGGGUACUCCGUCAAGCUCGACCCACAUGCGACCAAUCCCGCGAGCAACUGCUGGCAAAGAUUGGCAACGUGCCGCCUUCGUUUCCCCCCACCAAAGCUCAGUUCCAGACUAUUGGCAACAAACCCAGCGCAGAUGCGGAAGGCGAUCCUCCAGAUCCCUACAAUGCAUUCCUCUUUACCGAAAUGUGUGGCGUCCCCGGCAUUACCACUCCGUGGGCGCUGCCGCAAAAUGAUCUCCAAUGGAGCGACAAUUGGUUCUAUGGCGUCAUCGUCGGCAGCCUAGCCAUGUCGAGCACCAUCUUUUUGAGAGAAUUCGUCGGCAAGUUCGUAGAGCCCAUCCACAAGGACUACUCUGCCUUUGACGAUACUCUGGCAAGCGGCAAAUCUGGGAUGCCGAUGUUCGGAUAA